AUGACGCUGAAGCUCUGCGUUGCACUUGUGGACACUGGCGGAGGCCAGGAAGAAGCUGUCCUGUUGGCCCUGAACUCGGCGGCGAUUCAUCGGAACGGCCAGAUGGCUUCAUUUGAUCAAAAUAUUUAUUUUGGGUGUGAGCUUAAUUUGGUCGCGCAAGUCUAUCCAAUUUGGAUGCUGAAGUUGAAAGUCUCAACACUUCCGCCUCGAUCGAGCGGGCACACGAGCCAACAACGCCAUCCACCAAGUGCUGCUGCUGCAGUACCUGUUACUUAUUGUACAGGACACGUUCACGUGGAGCCGCUGCCGGACGGAAUGCACUUGUAUGGGCAUCAUCUGCUUGAGGCAUUCGAUGGAAACGACAUGGAGGUUACGGCUCUAGGCAUUGACUCCACUGGCUAA
Messenger RNA from Phytophthora infestans T30-4, 402 nucleotides. RefSeq lists its product as uncharacterized. NCBI's taxonomy places the organism in Eukaryota, Oomycota, Peronosporomycetes, Peronosporales, Peronosporaceae. The transcript is spliced from 3 exons. The record is from RefSeq and is a predicted model, not a curated record. The coding region runs from base 1 to 402 and encodes 133 amino acids.